Molecule: messenger RNA, 9024 nt
Organism: Seriola aureovittata
Lineage: Eukaryota; Metazoa; Chordata; Actinopteri; Carangiformes; Carangidae
Gene: lamc1
Product: laminin, gamma 1
Exons: 28
Coding region: 914-5701 (1595 amino acids)
Source: RefSeq, a predicted model, not a curated record
GUUUUAUUAUUAUUAUUAUUAUUAUCCUGCUGUUAAUCAGGCAGUAGAGUCACGUAUGGAGUCAAACUCUGCAGGAAAAGGUUAAAGAAUAAAAACACUCAUGGCAAAUCAAAAAAGUUUACAUUUAUUAAAUAAUGAAUCAGAGUUAUGAGAUUAUAGUUGUUGAUUUUAUGUCAUGAUUUCUAAUAUUUUUGUUUUUUCACAUUUCUAAAUUUGAUUAUUUUUGUGUUUCUGACACUUUCAGGGAUUUUUUCAUAGUUUACAGGAUAAUUAAUGAAAAAUUAUUAAUUCAACAAUCAGAUUAAAACUUCCUUCAGUUGCUGGUUUGUAAGAAAAUAAAGAUGCUGUUCUUCAUCAUGUGGGAAAGUAAGAAGUCAAAUUAAAAAAUGGCUUGAUUAAUGUUUGAUUUCCAUCCAGUGAAGAGGAGAUGAACAGCUGAUGGAGGUGGAGGGUGGUGUUUAGUUUUAACGGGUCUCUGUAAAGCCCAUAAAGCGUCGCGGGGUUCGGUUCUGCAGGACUUUCUGAGGUCUGAUCCCAGAGUUGACUCGGAAGUUGCCGGAGCGUCCUCUGCGCCUCGGACCUGCGCAGUAGCGGACUGGGUGUAGUCUGGAGUCCCGUCUUUUCCUGCUGGAUUUGGUGCAUGGCGGCGGACACAAAGAGUUGAGGCCCCGAUCCCAGACCCUCACACAGCAGCACAGCCGGGAGACGAGCUCUGGACGCGGCCUGGAGCCGAGAGAAGCCGCCGCUGCACAACUUUCCCCGCAUGUUUCUACUUGAUGCGUUUUACUGUUUCCUCGGGAAUCGCUCGGUAACCGGAUAGUUACCGAAAACUUCGGACGAGUUCAGGGAGAGUUUGUGUCGGAGCCGCGCACACACUUUCAGGUCUCGGAGGAGGACGGACAGGACCGAAAAAAUGCGAAGUUUGAUCCGGGCUCUGGUCGCUUGGAGCUGGGUGGCGGCGGUGUGUGUCCGCGCCGCCAUGGACGAGUGUUCGGACGAGCAGGGCAGACCGCAGCGCUGCAUGCCCGAGUUCGUGAACGCGGCUUUUAACGUGACGGUGGUGGCGACCAACACCUGCGGCUCUCCGCCGGAGGAGUACUGCGUCCAGACCGGCGCCACCGGGGUCACCAAGUCCUGCCACAUCUGUGACGCCCGGGACCCGCGGAACCACCACAGCGCCGUGUACCUGACCGACUACAACAACCAGCAGGAUACCACCUGGUGGCAGAGCCAGACCAUGCUGGCGGGCAUCCAGUACCCGAACUCCAUCAACCUCACCCUGCAUCUCGGUAAGGCCUUCGACAUCACCUACGUGCGGCUCAAGUUCCACACCAGCCGGCCGGAGAGCUUCGCCAUCUACAAGCGGACCAGCGAGGGGGGGCCCUGGGUGCCGUACCAGUACUACAGCGGCUCCUGCGAGAAGACGUACCAGAAACAGAGUCACGGCUUCAUCCGCACCGGAGAGGACGAGCAGCAGGCGCUCUGCACCGACGACUUCAGCGACAUCUCGCCGCUCACCGGCGGGAACGUGGCCUUCUCCACGCUGGAGGGCCGACCCAGCGCCUACAACUUCGACCACAGCCCCGUCCUCCAGGACUGGGUGACGGCCACCGACAUCAGAGUGACCCUGAACAGGCUCAACACGUUCGGAGACGAGGUGUUCAACGACCCCAAGGUCCUCAAGUCGUACUACUACGCCAUCUCUGACUUCGCCGUGGGAGGAAGGUGUAAGUGUAACGGCCACGCCAGUGAGUGCCUGAAGAACGGCAGAGGACGGCUGGUGUGUAACUGCAAACACAACACAGAGGGCGACGACUGCAACAUCUGCAAACCGUUCUUCAACGACCGGCCGUGGAGGAGAGCGACCGCCGACAACUCCAACGAGUGUCUGCCCUGCGACUGUAACGGGAAGAGUUCUGAGUGUUACUUCGACACGGAGCUGUACCGGGCCACAGGUCACGGAGGUCACUGCAGGAACUGCGCCGACAACACAGACGGCCCCAACUGUGAGCGUUGCCUGGACAACUACUACAGGGAGCAGAGCGGCGGCCGCUGCCUGCCCUGCAGCUGCAACUCUGUGGGCUCGGAGUCUCCUCAGUGUGACAACAGAGGAAUGUGUGCGUGUAAACCCGGAGUGACCGGAGAGAAGUGCGACCGCUGUCAGCCGGGAUACCACAGUCUGACCGAGGCCGGCUGCAGGCCUUGCUCUUGCUCGCCCUCUGGCAGCACUCAGGAGUGUGACGUCAACACGGGACAGUGUCGCUGCAAAGACAACGUGGAGGGCUUCAGCUGCGACAGGUGUAAACUGGGUUACUUCAACCUGGACCCCAACAACCCUCAGGGCUGCACGCCCUGCUUCUGCUUCCAGCACUCGUCUGUGUGCGACAGCGCCGAGGGCUUCAGCGCCCACACCAUCAGCUCCUCCUUCUACAGAGAUGACGAGCAGUGGACCGGUCAGCAGCGUGAUGGAUCCAGUGUCUCCGUCCAGUGGUCCCCCAGCGGACAGGAGGUCUCCCUCAUCUCAGAAGACUACUUCCCCAUGUACUUCAUAGCCCCAGAGAAGUUUCUGGGGAACCAGAUGCUGAGUUACGGUCAGAACCUGAGUCUGAGUUUCCGGGUGGACCGACGGGACACCCGUCUGUCUGCGGAGGAUCUGGUUCUGGAGGGAGCUAAUCUGAGGGUGGCUGUCCCCCUUAUCGCCCAGGGCAACGCCUACCCCAACGAGAACAUGCAGACAUACGUGUUCAGGCUCCAUGACAGCACUGAUUAUCCCUGGAGGCCGACCAUCAGUCACUCUGACUUCCAGAAACUUCUGCACAACCUGACGGCCAUCAAGAUCCGAGGCACCUACAGCGAGAGGAGUGCCGGUUACCUUGACGAUGUCUCCUUGGUGACAGCGAGGCAGGGUCCAGGUGCCCCGGCCCGCUGGGUAGAGCAGUGCACCUGUCCUCAGGGUUACCAGGGUCAACACUGUGAGCAGUGCACUGUGGGAUACCGCCGCGCUCGCCCGGAGCUCGGAGCCUUCAGCCCCUGUGAGGCCUGCAACUGUAACGGACACAGCGAAGCCUGCAACCCCGACACAGGAGCUUGUGACUGUCAGCACAACACGGCCGGCCUGAGCUGCGAGCGCUGUAAAGACGGUUUCUACGGCGACGCCACCCAGGGGACGUCAGGUGACUGUAAGCCCUGUCCCUGUCCAGCCGGAGCCACCUGCGCUGUGGUCCCCAAAACCAGAGAGGUGGUCUGCACCAACUGUCCCACAGGAACCACAGGUAAGCGCUGUGAGCUCUGUGACGACGGUUUCUUCGGGGACCCUCUGGGUCAGAACGGUCCGGUCCGAGCCUGCCGAGCCUGCAAGUGCAGUGACAACAUCGACCCCAACGCCGUCGGCAACUGCAACCGCGAGACCGGAGAGUGUCUGAAGUGCAUCUACAACACCGACGGCUUCUUCUGCGACCGCUGCAAGGAGGGUUUCUAUGGCAACGCCCUGGCUACCAACCCCGCGGACAAGUGCAAACCCUGCUCCUGUUCUCCUCUCGGUACCGUGGACCGUCAGACCAGCUGCUCCCAGGUCACGGGUCAGUGUCAGUGUCUCCCCAACGUCGCUGAGCGUGACUGCAGCGCCUGCCAGCCCGGCUUCUUCAACCUGCAGAGCGGCAACGGCUGCGAGCGGUGCAACUGUAAUCCCAUUGGCUCUACCAACGGUCAGUGUGACAUCACUUCAGGACAGUGCGAGUGUCAGCCCGGCAUCACCGGCCUGCACUGCGAACGCUGCGAGGUCAGCUUCUUCGGCUUCAGCUCGUCCGGCUGCAAACCCUGCGACUGCGACCCCGAGGGCUCUCAGUCGGGUCAGUGUAAGGAGGACGGCCGCUGCGAGUGUCGGCCCGGCUUCGUCGGAGCUCGAUGUGACAUGUGUGAGGAGAAUUACUUCUACAACCGCUCGGUGCCGGGCUGCCAGCAGUGUCCCUCCUGCUACAGUCUGGUCAGAGACAAGGUGAACCAGCAGAGGCAGAAGCUUCACGACCUGCAGACCUUGAUCGAUAACCUGGGCUCAGGUCAGGAGACCGUCAGCGAUAAGGCCUUCGAGGACCGACUGAAGGAGGCGGAGCGAGCCAUCAUGGAGCUGCUGGAGGAGGCUCAGACCAGCAAAGACGUAGACAAAGGCCUGCUGGAUCGCCUGAACACCAUCAACAACACUCUGACCACUCAGUGGAACCGACUGCAGAGCAUCCGCAACACGGUGGACGACACCGGCAGUCAGGCCGACCGCGCCCGCACCCGAGUCCGUGACGCCGAGAACCUGAUCAACCAAGCCCGACUGGAGCUGGACAAGGCCAAGGACGCCGUCAGCAAAGUGGACAUCAAACCCCCCGGCGGCACCGGAGAGCCCAACAACAUGACGCUGCUGGCUGAGGAGGCUCGAAGACUGGCUGAGAAGCACAAGAUGGACGCCGAUCAGAUUGAGAAGAUCGCCAAGGACGCCAACGACACGUCGACCAAAGCGUACAACCUGCUGUUGAAGACUCUGGACGGAGAGAGCAGGACGAGCCAGGAAAUCGACGAGCUCAACAGGAAGUACAACGAAGCCAAGGAGCUGGCGAAGAACCUGGAGAAACAGGCCAACAAGGUCCAGGCCGAGGCCGAAGACGCCGGGAACAAAGCUGUGAAGAUCUUCGCCAACCUGACCAGCCUCCCGCCGUUCGACACCAAGGCUCUGGAGGACGAAGCCACAAAGAUCAAGAAGGAGGCGUCGGACCUGGACAAGCUGAUCGACAAGACGGAGAAGGAGUACAAUGACCUCAGAGACGACCUGAAGCCCAAAGAGCUGGAAGUCCGCAAACUGCUGGAGAAAGGCAAAAGUGAGCAGCAGACUGCUGAUCAGCUGUUAGCUCGCGCAGAUGCCGCCAAAGCUCUGGCAGAGGAAGCGGCGAAGAAGGGUCAGUCGACCUUCAAGGAGGCCGAGGGCAUCCUGAACGACCUCAGAGACUUUGACAAGAGGGUCAACGACAACAAAACUGCCGCUGAAGAGGCCAUGAAGAAGAUCCCCGCCAUCAACGCCACCAUCAUGGCCGCCAACGAGAAGACCAGGCAGGCGGAGGCGGCGCUCGGAAACGCAGCCGCAGACGCCCGUGAGGCCAAGAACAAGGCGGAGGAGGCGGAGAGGAUCGCCAGCAAUGUGCAGAAGGGCUCAGCCAAGACCAAGGAGGACGCGGAGAAGGCGUUCCAGGACACCAACAAGCUGGACAACGAGGUCAACGACAUGAUGGACCAGCUGAGCACUGCCGAGCAGGAGCUGGCCAGGAAGAAGGCGGAGGCUGACCAGGACAUGAUGAUGGCGGGAAUGGCGUCCAACAACGCCAAGGAGGCGGAGGACAACGCCCGCAAAGCCAAGAGCGCCGUGAAGACGGUCCUGAGCACCAUCACCGCCCUGCUGGAUCAGCUGGGAAACAUUGACAAGGUGGACCUGAGCAAACUGAACCAGAUCGACGAGUCACUGAAGCGGGCCAAGGGCAAGAUGGCCGACAGUGAUCUGGACAGGAAGCUGGCGGAGCUGAACAACGUGGCGCAGACCCAGGAGGAGAUGAUCAACGACUACGACCGGCAGAUCCGCGAGAUCCGCGCUGACAUCAACAACCUCAACGACAUCAAGAACACGUUACCUGACGGCUGCUUCAACACGCCGUCCCUGGAGAGGCCUUAACCCCGCCCUCCUCCUCCUCCACCGCCCCGCCUCCAACACUCCCCCUUCACAUCUAACACUCCGGCGAACAUGCCGACUUUUACCAAAACAGUUUUUUAAACCUUUUGUUUUCAGAUUCUUGUCUUUGAUUUUCAAAACCACGUUCACGGUUUUUUAACGAAAGAGAAGCAGCUGUUUUUUGUUUUUUUUGUUUUUGUUUUUUCAAGACGCAGUAACGUGGUUACGGUAGAAUGAACUAAGCGGCGUAGAGAAGCCGUGCAGAGAGGUGGAGGACCUCGGAGAAAAACCAGAACCACAAUCCCGACGUGACUGCACCCGUCUGAAGUUUCACCGACGCAGAAAAAAACCACAGAAGAAGUUCCUCCCGCCUCGAGGAACGUCCGCUCGCGUUUUCGUCUUUCACCCGUCACUCCAUCAGUUCUCAGCCAGCUGAAUGUACGGCGACACUGUUAGAACCUUUUUCUCUUUUACUUUGAAACCAGAAACCACACAGUGAAGGAAUCCUCUCUUCUUUGAUUUUCUCUCCUCUUUUCUCCCAAAGCUUCAGAGGAAAUGUUUCACUCCUCUCUUCAGCAGUAUUUUCACCUCCAGUGAGUCGCGACCACGAGCAAAGUCCAGCUCGCUCUGCUGGUCUACAUCAAACCAGACGCACCUGAAGUCCUGACCUGAAAGUCUUGUGCAAGUUUUUAUUAAACUAGAGUUUUGUUCCCAUGAGAAAUGUUGGACAGAGCACGAGUUCUGAUCUCACAAUCUGUCACAGAGAUCUGGUGGGAACAAGUUCCUCGGCGUUGUGUUCAGGAUCAUGCAGGAACACGACAGCUUCUAUAUCGUGUGCAAGACUACAUGGGAACAAGAUAUCAGUUCCCACACAGUGUCGUCUACAUGUGUUAUUAACCUGCACACAGAAGGUAUCAGUGAGUAAUUAUCUUGUGAACGUCUCUCAGGACUUCAGGCGCUCUGUCUUUGAUCUACGGUGGCUGACGAUGUCAAACGAGCUGCAACGGCCCAAAACUCUUCCAUCAGGAGAAACGAGCUGCAGAUUCAAAAAACACAAACGAAAAUACAAAAACAAACACAACAACGGAAACGAGCCGCAGAUGAAACAACGAGCUGCAGGAAGAUGAAACAAAAACAUGAACAACAAACACGUUGCAGAUACACAAACAACAAGAACACACAAACCUCCAAAACAAAUGCAACAGAGAAAACGGGAGACAACACAACAGAAGAGCUCCGGGCCUGUAGGAGGAGCUCUCAGUGGAACACCCACAGACUGUCUAUAAGCUAACGCUAACGCUAACGCUUGCUACGUUAUCUGUUGCUCUUUUAUAAUAGUGUAACAACUACGGACAAAUGUAACAACACAAACCUGUUUGUCAUCUCUUGUUUCCACAUUCAUACUCUCUCGUUGGGUCAAAGGUCAAAGGUCCACUCCUAAUUCUCGAAGUUCAAGCUAAUGCUCAAGGUGUUAGAGCUCCCCCUACAGGCCUGGAGCUCCUCUGUUGUGUUGUUUGGAUAUGCAGCGUUUUUAUUUGACAGUCGGAGCCGUAUUGUUUUCAGGUUGUCCGUCCGUACGUCCCAUUCUCUAGAUCAAAGAUCAAAGGUCAUGGUCGUGGCGACCUCACAAUGGCCUUGUAACGCCUUGAGGGAAUUUCUUUAGAUUUGGUAAAAACCUGGACUCAAGGAGGAGCUGAUUAGAAUCUGGUGGCCAAAGUUCAAAGGUCAAGGUCACAGUGAUCUCACAGAACAUGAUUUUGGAUUUGUCAACACCAUAUCUCGAGAACACAAAGUGUUUUGGCGGCGGGAUACAACGGCGAGGCGGUAAUUCUAGUUCCUGUUGCAUAAUGUUUGGAGGUUUGUGUGUUUUUGUUGUUGUUUGUGAAUUUGCGGCGUGUUUGUUGUUUCUGUUUUGACGUCCUGCAGCUCGUUGUUUCAUCUGCGGCUCGUUUCCGUUCCUUCUCCUGAUGGAAGCGUUUUGGGCCGUCGCAGCUCGUUUGACCUCGUCAGCCACCGUCUGAAUCAGCUGUGACGCUUCUCGCUGCGGCUAAACACCAUUUCAUGUACGGACGUUACAACACCACAGCUCUGUCCUUCUCCCACAAGUUGCUGCUUAUCACUGGUGUUUUUUUGUUUUUUACCAAUCACACAUUAACAUUUUCCUCCAGGCUAAAAUCCAACACUAUGCAACUUUGUACAUUUUGCGUAGCGAGAAUUUUUAUCUGAUACACUGGUGCUAAUAAUUAUUUCAAAUGUUAUAUUUUUGUGUGAAUGUUUUUUAUUAUGACAUAGAGUGAGGAUUUGUUAUUUGUGUAAAUAUAUGCUUCAAUGAUUCAGGACUGGCUGAUUCUAAGAAAUAAAACUCCAACAUGCAAAACAGCCACUUCAAGUUCUAUCACAAUCAAUCAACUGAAACCUCCAGGUUAAAUAUAUAUAGAUCUCUAUGAUAACGUCUGUGGUAUGUUAUUAUUAUCAUAUGCUUGCUUGUAUACAAGGCUCAGUGUUGCUGCCUCAUAGCGAUGCCAAUAUUUCAUUUGUGUUUUAUUGAUUCUCUGGGUUUUCACUCGUUAACUCGACCUAACUGAAUAUUUUUGUUUAUAGUUUUUUUUUUUUUUUCUGGCCCUUUCACCAAUCAGGACGUGUUUCAGAGCGGUGGGCGUGGCCCGCCACCUCGUUUUUACUGAAUUUAUUGGCUCGACUCCAUAAUGAGAUGACGAGCUCGGUCACGUUGCUACGGUAGUUAACUGUUUUUAAUUAGUGUUUUGUGCCUUAAUAUAAAGUUUGGUUGUAAUCACAGCCCCAGUGACGGGCUCCACUUGUUAUCUCACAGAAAUGUCCUCGUCAUUCUCGCUCAUUCACGCCGUCUCCUCCUGUCGGUACUGAAGCAGGGUUCUUUAAACAUCAGGUCCAAACAGAGCAGAGAAAAGAUCCUGAUCCAGGAAGUAAGAGUCGAACACUUUGUCAGUUUAACAUCUGAGCCUGAACAGAAGAAGAGUUUCUGUGACAGAGGAUCUAAAUGAUCUGGACUCUUACAACUUGUUGUCAUCCAUUUUGUUCUUUCUCUCCCUCCAUCCUUUUCCCGCUCUGCAGGACGUGCAGCACACGCAGACAUGAUGUAUAAACAGUAUUUUAAGUUAUAAUGUACCAGUUAUUUGUGUUGUAACCCUGUUGUCUUAGAUGGUGACGUGUGUGUGCUGCGCAGCCUGCAGGACGCCUCUGUGACGUCAUGUUUUCCCGCCCUGCGAGGACCUGAAUGACCCUGUUUGUCCCCAUGUGCCUGUAAAUCCAAACUUAACAUUUGAAUAAUAAAAAGAUUACUACAGGAA